GAUGCUAACAGUCACAUUUUGCUGUUGUGUAGAUGUUUCAAGAUUGUGUAAAGUACUUAUUACACUUUCCUCCUCCAAAGUUCAUAACUGAAGAGGCCGUUAGACGUCAAGCAGCUUUGGCUACAUGUUUAAAUGUUUUAGAACAGCUUAACACGGUUAAUACAGAAUCUGGUGACAUAGUACCAUUUAAACAGUUUUAUAUUCCUGAGAUACAGGCAACGAUUGACAUUAGAGCUGACUUCUUCAACUGGAUUCAAAAUCAGAUUGUGACUAACCGUCAAGAAUUUUGGCGCCACCUUAAUCAUGGGCAAACCUUUUCCUUCUGUCGGUAUCCAUUUGUUUUUGAUGCGGAAGCUAAGACCACGCUGCUUCAAACAGAUGCUGUUAUGCAGAUGCAGAGCGCUGUGGAAGAAGUAAAUCGCCGGAAUGUGAGGAUGAUGAUGUCACAACUACCUAUUGACCCAGUUAACCCAAUACUGGUGAUUGUAGUGAAAAGGGACAGCAUUGUUAGUGACACUCUGACACAGAUCAUGAAAUGUGGUCCGUAUGACUUGAAGAAACCUCUUAAGGUCGUGUUUCAUGGUGAAGAAGGUGUUGAUGCUGGUGGUGUAAGGAAGGAAUUUUUCUUGCUGCUUUUGACGGAGAUCUUGGACCCCAAAUAUGGAAUGUUUACCUACAUUGAAGAGUCUCAGACCAUUUGGUUUAAUGAUCUGUCAUUUGAAGAAAGUCCAAUGUUCCUGUUGAUUGGUGUCAUCUGUGGAUUGGCCAUAUACAACUCUACUAUCAUUGACCUCAGAUUUCCUCCUGUUUUGUAUAAGAAACUUUUAGGCAGGAAACCUAAUCUUGAUGACUUCAGAGGUUUUAAACCAGCAGUUGCCAAGAACCUUGAGUAUUUGUUGGAGUAUGACCAAGCAGAAGGAGACCUGGCGGAAACGUUUGGACUCAAUUUUCAGGUUGUACGUGAGAAGUACGGAGCAUUAGAAUAUAUAGAUUUGAUUCCAGAUGGAGGAAAAACUCCAGUCAAUCUCGAGAACAGAGUGCAGUAUGUGGAUGUGUAUAUCGAUUAUUAUUUGAACAAGUCAGUCGAGAAACAGUUUGAGGCUUUUGCUCAAGGAUUUCAUCGGGUGUGUGGUGGAAAAGUCAUGGAGUUUUUUCAUCCGGAGGAGUUAAUGCAGAUGGUGGUAGGAUGUCAAGAUUAUGACUUCAGGGAACUCGAAAAGGUAGCGAUGUACAAAGGCGAGUACUUCAAGGGCCAUCCUAUUAUCAGAAACUUCUGGGGAGUUUUCUUUGACUUUCCGUUCAAAAUGAAGAAAAAGUUCCUUGCUUUCCUAACAGGAAGUGACAGAGUACCAAUUUUGGGAAUGAAAUCCAUGAAGAUCAUAAUUCAGCCCGUAGCUGGAGGAGAACAAGGAGAUCACCUUCCUGUGGCACACACGUGCUUCAAUUUGCUGGACUUACCGAGAUACUCAACAAGAGAAAUGAUGAAAACAAAACUCAGCCAAGCAGUGGAGUACUCAACCGGCUUUGGGCUUGCGUAAAAAAUUAUCAGUCAUUAUCCUGCAAGUAGACUUAUUCCUGGCUAUUCCGAGAGGGGAGUAUAGCUUUAAACCUUAAUAUGUGUUGAAAGAAGAGUGAGAUAAAAAGCGUCUGUGAUGAUCCAAACGACAGCGAAAUAACAAAUUUACCGAGGUUGCAGUCAAGCAUGCUCUUUCUGAUGUCAAUGGUGCUUCGUUGACAAGCAAAAAAACGCGAGAGUUCCUCGCCAAGCCACUUGAGGAUUUGCGAUUUGUUACGCAGAAAUGGAAAACCGCAGGUUGUAUGGUUUUCAGCGUUGCAAAAUCGCGCUAGUCACCCAAAAGGUGUUUGUCAAGAACCUGCAAGGUUAAAAGCUCGCUGAGGCAAAAUACGAAGUAACGAGUAUCAUGGACUUGUAAGACUUGCCUGCGGUUCUCAACGCCUUGAAUUUGUCAGUUGUUUGAAGGCAACUGUUGACUCUGUGUUAUUUUUACUGAAGUGUGGAAGCGAUUUUUUUGUUUCGCUUUUCCAUACACCAGGAUUUGGGGGCGCUAAGAAAGAAAUUCAGCUCAAUGCUCUGAUAAUUUGAAUUAUCCGUGCAAUAGGUAGGCAACAAGGAAAGAUCUUAAAAUUAUUUUUGACAUGUCAGAUGGCCUUUUUCUACUAGGUAACACAACUUGGUCUCUGGUAUGUGGGUUGGUCAUUUGAAGGAAAGGAAACACAGGGUGAAUAGUUUUUUUGGACGAGUUUGUCGGAUAAAACCGCUUCUAAUGCUUCCUAAACAAUUUCUGUGACUCAUUAUGUUUAUUGCUACAGACGUGGCUUAAAUUCAAACCAGGUGUGAUGUUUGCGAUUUAUUCCGGGACCACUCUGAUACCGAGAAUUCUCGAGAUUCUCUUUAUACUCGAAGCUAAUGUUUUAGCGACUUGUCACCGGCGCGUCAUGUAGCAGUGAAUUUUACCGCCCACCGUAUCCUAGCCUUUAGAAAUAAUUUUAGAUUUGUUAAUUAAAAGGUUUUGGUGUAUAAAACUUUUGAAAUAAAUACGAUUCUUAAAAUCUGGGAA
Pocillopora damicornis (cauliflower coral) is the source of this 2579-nucleotide messenger RNA. Its product is annotated as putative E3 ubiquitin-protein ligase HERC4. Gene Ontology annotation, cellular component: cytoplasm. Gene Ontology annotation, molecular function: ubiquitin-protein transferase activity. The record is from RefSeq and is a predicted model, not a curated record. NCBI's taxonomy places the organism in Eukaryota, Metazoa, Cnidaria, Anthozoa, Scleractinia, Pocilloporidae.